This is a messenger RNA of Megalobrama amblycephala (Wuchang bream), 1186 nucleotides long. RefSeq names its product zinc finger, CCHC domain containing 10 (gene zcchc10). Bases 155 to 640 code for a protein of 161 amino acids. Gene Ontology annotation, molecular function: nucleic acid binding; zinc ion binding. Lineage: Eukaryota; Metazoa; Chordata; Actinopteri; Cypriniformes; Xenocyprididae. The transcript has 4 exons. The record is from RefSeq and is a predicted model, not a curated record.
GUACUCUAAUUCACAUGAACAGAUAGAUAAAUAGACAAACAAAUUAAACGGAAUAAAUCAGAAACUGAAGCCUCUCCCAAGCUUUAGAUGGCACACUUUAUUCUUCCAGGCUGGACGUUAAACCGGACCACAGACGCACACGAUCGCAUUCAAAAUGGCGACUCCCAUGCAUAGACUGAUCGCACGAAGACAAGCGGAGGCAAACAAACAACAUGUUCGCUGUCAGAAAUGCCUGGAAUAUGGACACUGGUCCUAUGAAUGCACUGGGAAAAGAAAGUAUCUUUAUAGACCUUCCAGGACAGCUGAGUUAAAAAAGAAGCUGAAAGACAAGGAGAACAAACCUUCAGAUGAUUUGGGACCUGGAAUAACACAGCGCACCGAGAAAAAAGCUAAGAAAAAAAGGUCCUCCUCCAGCUCCAGCAGCAGUGAUUCGUCGAGCUCUUCCAGCGACUCUUCCUCAGACAGCAGCGACUCCUCCAGCUCCUCAUCCUCGUCUGAAGACAGCAGCAGUGACAGCGAGGACAGCUCCAGCCCUUCCUCCUCGUCCUCCUCCUCGUCUUCCUCCAGCUCUGACUCAGACUCUGAUUCCUCAAGCAGUUCUGAUCAAGGCCCUCCGAAGAAGAGAAAAAAGAAGAAAUGAGGGUCCAGCUGAAUGAUUCAAACACAGAACUUGUAUCGUACGUCGACAGUACGUGUGUGAGAAGGCUGGGAAGUGAUGAAUGUGAAGAAACGGAGAUAUAUUGUCAUCCUGUUUUGUAAAAUGUAAAAUCACACACAUCCUCUGUCACAUUCACUUUUUUUACCUUGAAACAAAUGCAACUUUUUGUUUUCCCUUCCUGCCAGAGUGUAGUGGCGUCUCAAACCUAUGAAUUAAAAUACUAUAACGAUUUAUUCAUUCAUACUGAUAUUUUCCGUCUUUUUUAAUGUAAAGAUCCAUUUUUGCUUCUUUAGUUUGAUUUUGAAUUGUUUUGUUUUUUUUAAAGUAGGGAUGAUGGCAUAAAAAAGAGGCUGUUUUUACAUUUUAAGAUGUAAUAAACUGAUUUCUUACAGAGAGAAAUGUAGCUUCUGUCAGAUAAUAAUGUUAAUACUGCAUUUAAAUCUUUUGAAAGGAAGCAUGUCUCAUUCGUCACAUUCGAUUCACAGCCAUAUAUUUGUACACAUCGCUUCAUAAAAUAUUUAUAAAGCG